This is a messenger RNA of Carcharodon carcharias (great white shark), 2012 nucleotides long. It is a transcript of the gene eogt, whose product is annotated as EGF domain-specific O-linked N-acetylglucosamine (GlcNAc) transferase. Gene Ontology annotation, cellular component: endoplasmic reticulum lumen. Lineage: Eukaryota; Metazoa; Chordata; Chondrichthyes; Lamniformes; Lamnidae. Gene Ontology annotation, molecular function: protein N-acetylglucosaminyltransferase activity. The coding region runs from base 257 to 1855 and encodes 532 amino acids. The transcript has 18 exons. The record is from RefSeq and is a predicted model, not a curated record.
GUGGUGUUCGGGGAACUUUGUGAUGUUGCACCUGUGAUGGCGCCGCGCUUGGCUUUGGAACGUCGGCCCAGUGCACUACAUGUUGACACAUUGUGAUGAAGGAGUAAUGAUUCUAAUGCAACUGUUACAAAUUUAUUGAGAUCAUAUUCAAGUCAUCAUCAGGAGCUUAUCAAAAUGCGAAAGUGAAACUGAAAAGGACCAUGAAUGGAUCGAAAGGGAGGAAGUAAAUAUCAUAAUUGAAAAUGAAUUUGGAUACAUGCGCAGGUCUACCAUCUGUUCACUUAUGAUGUUAAUGCUGCUUCAGUUUGCAAUGCAGCCUGCUGGAGUUUUUGGACUGGAAGACAGUGAUCAAAAUAAUACAGAUGCUGUCAAAGUAGUGCCUUUAUACAAUAACAUAAGAUUGCCUGAUGAACAUAUUCCUUAUUUUCUAUACAAUAACAUGCACAUAGCUACUAGUUGCAAAAAAGACCCUCUCUGUCCAUUUAAGAAGCACUUGAGAAAUCUGCAGUCCUGCUGGGGUUAUGAAAACAAUUGCAAGCCAGAAUACAGAUUCAGCUACCCUGUGUGCACUGAUGCUACUUCAGGCUGGGCCAACACAAUAGAAGUAGCACAGGAUAUUUUCUGGAAGCAAGCUGACUUUGGAUAUGUAAAAGAAAUGCUUCAUGAGAUGAAAACACUGUGUGAAUCGGCCAAACCAGGAGAUUCGUCUUUAGUGUGCUCAAAAUAUACUCGCUAUUGCAGAGCUACAAAUCUUUACAUUGAUUUGAGAAAACCAAGAAGAAACACAGAUAGAUACAAAGAAGAUUUCCUUCAGGAUGGUGAAAUUGGAGGCCACUGUAAAUUGGACAAAAAGGCACUGUUGGCCGAAGGAGAACAUAAGAGUCCUCUCCAGUCCUGGUUUGCAGAACUACAAUCAUAUUCUCAGCUGAACUUUCAAUUGAUAGAAGAUGGAAAUUGUGACCUCAUUAUUGAAAAGCCAACCUACUUCAUGAAGCUAGAUGCAGGUGUCAAUAUGUACCACCAUUUCUGUGACUUCGUUAAUCUCUAUAUUUCCCAACAUAUCAACAACUCUUUUGAUACUGAUGUGAACAUAGUAAUGUGGGACACGAGUUCCUAUGGAUAUGGUGAUUUAUUUAGCGAUACCUGGAAAGCAUUUGCUGAUCACAAUAUUAUACAUUUAAAGACAUUUGACUUUAAAAGGGUAUGCUUCAAGGAAGUAGUCUUUUCAUUACUCCCACGUAUGCGCUAUGGAUUGUUUUACAAUACCCCUUUGGUGCCGGACUGUUUCAGUGCAGGAAUGUUCAGAGCAUUUUCACAGCAUGUCCUGUUUAGGUUAAAUGUUACACAAGAAAGUCCACAGAUUGGGAGAAUUCGAGUUACACUUCUGGUUCGUGGUACUCAAUAUCGCAGAAUUUUAAAUCAGGAUGAGCUGGUGAAGGCACUGAAGACAGUAACAGUAUUUGAUGUCAGAGUGGUGGAUUACAAGGACAUUAGAUUUUUAGAGCAACUGAAAAUAACGUACAAUUCGGACAUUUUUAUCUCCAUACAUGGAGCUGGACUGACUCACCUGCUUUUUCUACCUGACUGGGCUGUCGUUUUUGAAUUGUAUAACUGUGAAGAUGAGCGCUGCUAUUUGGAUUUGGCUCGACUCCGAGGAAUUCAUUAUAUGACUUGGGAAAAAAGUGACAAAGUCAUAUCUCAGGAUAAGGGUCAUCAUCCAACCCUCGGAGACCAUCCUAAGUUUACCAACUACUCUUUUGAUGUAACUGAAUUUAUGCGUCUUGUGCUGUCUGCUGCACAGAGAGUAACACAGCACCCAAGAUGGCCUUUUACACGCUAUCAUGAUGAAUUAUGACAACAUGUACCUAUAUAAGCUUAAUUUAUAUAUCUGUUUAAAUUUUGCAGUUGAAUUUUAAAAGGCUAUUGGUCACAUUUUUAACACUCCUGUAAGGACAAAUAAGAUUGUCUUUUUAAAUGUUACAUGUACCAUAUUAAAUGCACCAUUCUUGAAA